GGCCCGAGGCUUUCCAUAUAAAACACAAGGACACCCUGACUUGACAGCGACUGUUUGAAAGCGAGGGGAAUAGAAAAUGGCUAGAUUUUUGAGGUCUAACUUUAGGGGUCUCCUCGCAGCUCAGAUUAGGAUGUCAUCGGAUUCAAGCCAGGUAAGGGGGGUGUUUACGAAAAUUGUUGAUGUCUUUAGCUUACUUAUCCCCAUUCUUACCCUGUUCUUUUUUUCCUUCUGCCCCCUCUUCAGGCAGAAGGAGCGCGAGGCCCUCAGUGCCCUGAAGAAGCACCACGAAGAGGAGAUUGACCAUCACAAGAAGGAGAUCGAGCGCCUGCAGCGAGAGAUCGACCGCCGCAAGGGCCAGAUCAGGAAGCUCAAGCACGACGACUGAGUGGGGCGGAUCUGCCAGGCGAGCCCCCCCCACCACCCCACGGGCUCUGUGCCGCCCGUCCUGCAGUUUGCUGAUGUUCUGUUAUACAUGCCAUGUCAAGUAAAUGCACAUAUCAUUUUCAACAGGGAACCUUUGUCUGUGUUGUUUUUAUUGUAAAAAAAUCUCACUGUAUCUUAGAUUUUACUCUGUUAGGGAAAAUACUGAUAAUGCUUUAUUUGAAUGGGGCUAUGUGACAAUCAUAACUAAUUCAACAUCAUGACACCCUGCAUUAAAAACAUCAAGCAAAAUAAACUUUUGUACAAACACUC
Messenger RNA from Lepisosteus oculatus (spotted gar), 693 nucleotides. The record is from RefSeq and is a predicted model, not a curated record. Lineage: Eukaryota; Metazoa; Chordata; Actinopteri; Semionotiformes; Lepisosteidae.